AUCGCUGGUCUACGUUACUUUAUUCGAAACUGAUGAGACGAAGUCCCAUCGCAUCGUGUUGUGGAAAGAAUAUGCCAACAUGCUAUACUCUCGACAACGAUUCAGUUGGCCCCUUUCUCAUUUCCAGUAAAGAGGUCGAUGCUGUGAACGUCACCAAUUGUUGUUUAUAUAUUUAGACAAUAUCAUCCAUCGCCUACCUGUGCAUAAAUGGUCUGAUUUGUUUGGAUAAACAACAUCUGCAGAUCUUGGCCAAGCUUCUGUCAAAAAUCUCAAAUUGACGGACACUGACUUAUCAAAAGCUUGACUCACAAACCAUUGCUGGAACGGACGGAUGCCAAGGAUUCCGUGGUAUAUCGCUCGUAUCUUGCAAUUCGCUCAGAUGGAGAGUUUGUUUAUGAAACGCCGCCUGUGUGCUGUUGUAUCGAAAAGCUAAUGGUGGGUGGACUCGGCAAUAACCUAGCCGGUAUCUUCGGAGCUUUCCAUGGGCUGAAUUUUGGUGAAUCCUGAUUGCUUGAUGCGAAUAUGCGAUAAAGUCCAGCGCCCAUUCGUCCUCGGUAUUGGCGACGGCGUUAACGACAUGCGGCCGUCUACUAUCAAUAUACUUAGUACUGCGCCUCUUUCAUCUAGCACAUUUGCUGACACUGGUACCAUCACGGGCCACAGACAGCCAACGGAUGUCAUAACUAUAGAAUUUGUGAAACGAAACAUUGAGAUGGAGCUAAUAGAAUGCUUGGAGAAAUUGAAGAGUAGCGCGCGGUACUUUCAAACACAAGGUAUUCCAAUUUACUUUCCAUAUCAUUAGGAUCAACUAUCAUUCUCUUCUGGCUUAGAAACCAGCAUCCAGCGAUCCUGCCAACCAUCAAAGCGUUCCCUUAAUCCUCGUGCUCCCGAAAAGAGUUCCGAAUGAUUGGCGCAAGGUUUUAAACGCUCGGAUUUCAGGGGUUUCAUCGACCAAACGAAAAGCUUAACCAAUUAACCUUAGCGAGUUAGCUUUACCCCAAAUCUCGACAUAUUGUAUCCAUGUCUCAAAUAUUUUUUCAACCGUAGAUGAACCAUGGAGUAACAUGUCAUGAUACUAUUGGAUACCAGCAGGAAGAAAUUCAAGUGUUCUUUUAAUUUGCAUCAACAUUGGCACGAAAUGAAUAUGAUUGCCUGCAGCGAAUUGGUGAUACGUAUCGCCGAUAUUUCGAUCCUGGCUAGUAGUCAACCUUAUUUCUAUCACUCCCAAUCUAUUUGAUAUGGUGAUCAAUUUCAGAAGAAUCAAGGCUAGGAGGUCGUAGCAACCAAAGGAUGAAACAAGCAGAAUCUGCAAAAAAAAUCGAAGUAAUUCCCAUACUAUCUACCUCCACCGAAUUGAAACAGCCUUGCUAUAUUGAUUCUGAUGUACCGGUCCCGAUCGUCUUUGCUAAUCAAAAAAGAAGUGGUGAGAACGGCCAUGGCUUUCGGGCCACAAUCAAAGUGUUUGAAUUGCGUACAACUUCAACCCACUAUUUCCAACGCUUGUACCUGCAGAUAUGCCAACGAUUUGCUGGAUAAAGGAUGGCGCAGCAAUUUCCUGCAGAGGAUAUGCACCUUCAAAAGCUUUGUGGAACGGUAGGGUAAUGUUUGUCAAGGCUACCUAAUCCACUAUCCAAAUUUGAUCUUUAUAGAGUGAAUCCUUGGGAUGGCACGAUCGAUCCACAGUCUAUGAUUCAUAAACCUUGGUUUCCUCCCCUCUUCAAAAAAACUCAGUUACUUAUCUACUACCUUCGUUCUUCAGAAUCAUAAUCCUUCACAUAAUUUCUUCAAUACUCUCUUGAGUAGUGGAACACUUUCGCUUUGGACACCAUUCACAUCUAACGUCACUUCCCUCUUAAUUUCAACACUUUCCAUUAAGAAAGUUUCCAGGUCAUUUAAAAGUUUUACAUAUACUCAAAUCCCUACUCGCCAUCAAGAUGCAAUCAAAAAUGAUUUCAUCAGUUCUUGUAACUGCACUCCUCAGUCUUGCGCAAGCGCAAACAACAACCUUCCCAAUAACCGGUACCUUGGGCAACGCGACCAUUCCUGAAAACAAUCCAGUCGGUCCAAUCUACGUCGCAACACUUCCAGACAUGGAGUUUUUUAACCCUGAUGACCCACGCGGUAACAUCAAGGGAUCUGUCUCCGCAACUGCCAACCCUGAUGGCAUCGGUGUUCAAUUCCAAGUCCAAUUCUCUAACCUCCCCACCAGUGGUGGACCAUUCGUCUAUCAUCUCCACGCCCAUCCCGUUCCAUCAGACGGAAACUGCACCGGUACCCUCGGCCAUCUCGACCCUUUUCUCCGCGGCGAAACUCCCGCUUGCAACUCCUCCCUCCCCCAAACCUGUCAAGUGGGCGAUCUCUCAGGCAAACACGGCAAAGUCACUUCAGAUCCCUUUCAAGCCUCUUACGUCGACGAGUUUGCUUCAACACUCGAGGGCUUGGGUAGUUUCUUCGGUAAUCGCUCAUUGACUGUUCAUUUCGGAAACACUACGCGAAUCACCUGUGCAAACUUUACCUUGUUGGAUGGUGUUGUAGGAGGUGAUUACGAAGGAAGUGCGAACAGCACAAGAGAUGGAGCAAAUGGAACUGCUACCAGCACUGGAGGACCUGCACAAUUCACCGGCGCGGCUGGAAAGAUCAGUGUUCAGAGCAGUUUGAUAGCUAUCAUGGGUGCUGUUUUGGUGUUCGCGCUCUGAGCAGAUGAUAUCCACAUUGAUAUUUCAAAACAAAAAUGAUGACGAUAAUAUGGGGGAAAAGAGAGACGUGGAGUUUUUGGCGUUCAAGAUAUCCAUCAUACCCGGCACAAGGCCUGCUUAAUAACUGCAAUAAUGGAAGAAAUGGUUAUUUUACAGAGGUAAUUGCGAACUGGAGUGGUUAGAUAAUAGAGAGAUAGCUGCCUGCUAAUUAGGUGGUGAUGUGUGUAUAAUUCAUAAACGUAUUGGCUUUGAUGUAUCUGGUAUCCUGCGCUUGAGAAUGCAAACAUUUUGAGAGAAAAUUUGGAGGUAUGGAUACUUGUCGUAUGUCGGAGUAGAUUGUAUCUACAAAACUACAUCUUCCGCAUGCCCAGGUGCCAUUCGAGUCUUCGAGAUUUUUCAAAUACUCUUCU
Messenger RNA from Botrytis byssoidea, 3106 nucleotides. RefSeq lists its product as uncharacterized. The record is from RefSeq and is a predicted model, not a curated record. The coding region runs from base 1935 to 2696 and encodes 253 amino acids. Gene Ontology annotation, molecular function: metal ion binding. NCBI's taxonomy places the organism in Eukaryota, Fungi, Ascomycota, Leotiomycetes, Helotiales, Sclerotiniaceae. The transcript has 3 exons. Gene Ontology annotation, biological process: superoxide metabolic process.